AAUUUACGCUUCACCACUACGCGCGACGAUACGCGGGUACGGGUGAUUUCCAGUCAAUAACAAUAAAGUGCGCGAUACGGUGUGUUUACACAUUUUCCAGUCUAAUUUUAACCGCCGUUCCGUGCGGACGAUGGAUACGCGAGGCUGCCAGCAAGCACCCGGAUCGGUUUAUUGAACCUGCAAUAGUUGCGCUGUGCUAAAGGGUCCACUCGAAACAACAAUCAAGUAUAGUAGUUUUGUGCGUACCUGUGUGUACUCACUCCAUCCUCUGGAUUGAUGUAUUGUGCUGUCCGUCGUGCGUAUCGCUUAGUAAUACCAACGCCUACUAGUAAUGCAAACGCAGCUGUCAAGAUGGCUUGUGAGUGUAGUGCGAAAUGACAGCUUUCAUGUUGGUGCGUGCCUGCGUGUGUAAUAAAGUGUAAACAAAUGAUAUAGGCGGCAAGGGAAAGUUUAUAAAACUGGUGAUAUCUACAACUAUUUCCAUUAAAAUAAAGAGAGCAAUAAUAGUGUGCGAGUGGCAUCAAAAAAGCAUCUCCUCUGGUGUUUUCCUCUACCGUUCAUCUUACAUCCGGCCAACAUCAAAGUUCGCGAAAAUUCGCCAAAAACAAUUGACAAAUGUCACCGAUAACGGCACACCGAAAGACCGUAAAGAUCGCCCAUCUCCAACGGAAGCCCUUUACAACGCUCCAGACAAUGUAGUUGUCGGAAGCGCACAGUCGUUGUACGCCGGUUUUGAAGGAAACAAUUCUGUUCGGUGUAGCAAUUAGCACCGAACGCAACGAAUCUUCAUCAUCGAUCUGCUGCCAACCAGGAAAGUCACACGGAACCCCGGAGAAGUUGUGCUUCAACAACCGUACGCCACCCUUAUCAGUCGGUGUGGGACAGACGAAGUUUUGCACGUUGGCAGCGGACCAUCGCGCAACGAGCCACCCGGAUCCGGAAGGGAAGAAUUCCCACGCUGAAAGAUGUAUGGCCUGCGAAUGGAAACGUUUCAUCGUGCGGUGCGGUCAUGAAUUGGAUGCCCACGUACGCCAAACUGCAUCCCGGUGCAGUGUUUUUUGUGCUUACGCUCUGCUGCCUGCAACGUUCGCUCGCCGUUGAUAGCCGACCGUCGACCGAUGCUGAAAUACCGAAAUUGCAACAAUGUUCUACCGGCACGGAUACCCGUCUGCGGUGUGGCAUCAAGGAGCAUCACGCUGAUCACAUGAAUUCUUCCGAUGUGCAGUGGUACUUUAAGCCAUGUGGUGGUGGCUUUCAGCACGUGACCUGCAGUAAUCGGGCCCUCCUGAACGCGCUCGACUGGCAGCCAGUUGAUUGCGAUAAUAAACCGUGCCGGGUAACGUUGACGAUACAGAACGUUUCGGAGGCGGAUGCCGGGCUUUACCGGUGCACGAUACAUCCCUACCGGACGGACAACCAGACCCAGCUAGACAUACAGCUCGUGCGUACCUUUGAGCUAGUGGUGACAAAAUGGCCACUGGACGAAUCGAUACCGGCACCGGAGCUGUUGGACAAUCUGCCCGCCAAUACGACCGCCAUCGUUGACACGCAAAUUGUGCUCCAGUGCCGAGUGCACAGCAAGGUGCAACCCACCAUCAAGUGGUUCCGGCGCAUCAACAAACCGCUCGGGGAGCACAACUUCAAUCAGAACAAAUCGAUCCGCUAUUUGGAAAAUUCGUACGAGCUGCUGCCGUCCGCCGGCGAGAAGCUCCUGUCGUACGACGUCUAUCUGAGCAAGCUGAUCCUGUACAAUGCGUCCGAGCGCGACAUCGGCAUCUACGUGUGCGUCGGCAUUAAUUAUGUCGGUGUCAGCAUGGCCGAUGCGUACGUCAAUCUGGUCCAUCCCAACGGGACGCCCGUCGAGGAAGCGGGCGGUGGAUAUGUGAGCCUUAUGGUACUAUUUCUGAUACCGAUUGCGUUGGCCCUAGUGCCGCUGCUCGGGUGGGUUGUGCUGAAUGUGCUGCGGGCAAAGCAACACGCGGACGAAAAGUCACUGGUUCAGCUUCAGCCGGCUACUAGCGUUUAUGGACCGGAGUUGCAACGGAAUCGGGGAAGAACAUUUGGUGGUACAGAACGAACAGACCAUCUGUACGAGAAGGUUGAUGUGGUGUGAAUGUAAAUAAUUGCUUUUAAUUAUUUAAUUGAUUUUAAGCAGCCAUGUAAGAUACUUACAUUUGCUUCGUUAUGGUAGGAAAAUAUGUUGGAUAUAUUGCGAGCAGAAAAAUAAAUAAAAAACUGUU
Anopheles stephensi (Asian malaria mosquito) is the source of this 2240-nucleotide messenger RNA. Its product is annotated as fibroblast growth factor receptor-like 1. The record is from RefSeq and is a predicted model, not a curated record. Bases 1010 to 2113 code for a protein of 367 amino acids. NCBI's taxonomy places the organism in Eukaryota, Metazoa, Arthropoda, Insecta, Diptera, Culicidae. The transcript has 5 exons. Gene Ontology annotation, cellular component: cell-cell junction. Gene Ontology annotation, biological process: cell-cell adhesion. Gene Ontology annotation, molecular function: cell adhesion molecule binding.